Xenopus laevis (African clawed frog) is the source of this 1039-nucleotide messenger RNA. RefSeq names its product G protein pathway suppressor 1 S homeolog (gene gps1.S). Gene Ontology annotation, cellular component: cytoplasm; nucleus; COP9 signalosome. NCBI's taxonomy places the organism in Eukaryota, Metazoa, Chordata, Amphibia, Anura, Pipidae. The record is from RefSeq and is marked predicted.
AGCGCAGUGGAACCAAUGCAGAUAGAUGCAGACCCCCAAGAUGACCAGCAGAAUAUGCCGGAUGUCAAUUAUGUUGUGGAAAACCCAACUCUGGAUCUUGAGCAGUACGCUUCCAGCUACAGCAGUCUCAUGCGUAUUGAGAGGUUACAGUUUAUUGCUGAUCGCUGCCCUCAGCUGAGGGUUGAAGCUUUGAAAAUGGCUCUGUCCUUUGUGCAGAGAACAUUUAAUGUGGAUGUGUAUGAAGAUAUCCAUCGCAAACUUACAGAAGCCUCUAGAGAGGUUCAGAAUGCUCCAGAUGCAGUUCCUGAAGGUUCAAUGGAGCCACCUCCUCUGGACACCACGUGGGUGGAGGCAACACGCAAAAAAGCCCUUCUUAAACUGGAGAAACUGGACACUGAUCUUAAAAAUUAUAAAGGGAAUUCGAUCAAGGAAAGUAUACGGAGGGGUCAUGAUGAUCUGGGGGAUCAUUAUUUGGACUGUGGUGACCUAAGCAAUGCUUUAAAGUGCUACUCAAGGGCUCGUGAUUACUGCACAAGCGCCAAGCAUGUCAUCAAUAUGUGCUUAAAUGUCAUCAAGGUCAGUGUGUAUCUCCAGAACUGGUCUCAUGUUCUCAGCUAUGUCAGUAAAGCAGAAUCAACUCCUGAAAUUGCAGAGCAAAGAGGCGAGCGAGACAGCCAGACUCAAGCUGUACUGACUAAGCUAAAGUGUGCUGCAGGUGAUUGUUGCUCAUAAUGCCAUUCAUUAGGACAAAAUUUUGAAUGUGAUCCCUUAACAAGCCUUCAAAUAAUUUGCCCACCACAGAUGUCAAGCUUACUGGCCUAUAAUUGCCAGGCUGAGAUCGUAAUCCCUUUUAAAUAUUGGAAUAACAUCAGCUUUUCUCCAAUCCAUAGGCACCAUACCAGAUGACAGUGAAUCUGAGAAAAUCAGAAAUAAGGGCUGGUCUAAAACUGAACUAAGCUCUCUUAGAACCCGGGGGUGUAUGCCAUCAGGCCCUGGAGCCUUGUUUACAUUAAUUUGUAUUAAAGCUUUUUGAAUCAUA